CGCCGCCGCCCGGAGAGGCCCCGGCCCGGCGGCGGCGGCGGCCAUGGCCGGGGGGCCGGGCCCGGGGGACCCCGCGGUCCCCGGCGCCCAGCACUUCUUGUACGAGGUGCCACCCUGCGUCAUGUGCCGCUUCUACAAAGUGAUGGACGCCCUGGAGCCCGCCGACUGGUGCCAGUUCGCCGCCCUGAUCGUGCGCGACCAGACCGAGCUGCGGCUGUGCGAGCGCUCCGGGCAACGCACGGCCAGCGUCCUGUGGCCCUGGAUCAACCGCAACGCCCGCGUGGCCGACCUCGUGCGCAUCCUCACGCACCUGCAGCUGCUCCGGGCUCGGGACAUCAUCACGGCCUGGCACCCUCCCGCCCCCAACAAGCCCCCCAGCACCACCGCCCUGAAGCCCAGCAGCCUCUCUGCACCCUCUGAGGCCGAGGCUCUCAGCCCCCGGAAGUUGCAGUCGUCAGCCUCCACCCUCCUCUCCCCAGCUUUUCCAGGCUCCCAGACCCAUUCUGGGCCUGAGCUCGGCCCUGUCCCAAGCCUUGCUGCCCUCCGGCCACCACCGGCAUCCCCAGCCCCUUCCUCUACCAAGCCGAGCCCAGAGAGCCAGCUGUCCCUCCUGCAGGGGGCCCACCCCUCUCCGUUCUGCUGGCCCCUCCAUGAGAUUUCCCGGGGCACUCACAACUUCUCAGAAGAGCUGAAGAUCGGGGAGGGUGGUUUUGGGUGUGUGUACCGGGCUGUGAUGAGGAACACAGUGUACGCUGUGAAGAGGCUGAAGGAGGAGGCAGAUCUGGAGUGGACCACUGUGAAGCAGAGCUUCCUGACCGAAGUGGAGCAGCUGUCACGGUUUCGUCACCCAAACAUCGUGGACUUUGCAGGCUACUGUGCUCAGACUGGCUGCUACUGCCUUGUCUACGGAUUCCUGCCCAAUGGCUCCCUGGAAGACCGCCUCCACUUCCAGACCCAGGCCUGCCCCCCUCUCUCCUGGCCUCAGCGACUGGACAUCCUUCUGGGCACAGCUCGGGCAAUUCAGUUUUUGCAUCAGGACAGCCCCAGCCUCAUCCAUGGAGACAUCAAGAGUUCCAAUGUCCUUCUGGAUGAGAGACUGAUGCCCAAACUGGGAGACUUCGGCCUGGCCCGUCUCAGCCGUUUUGCAGGGGCCAACCCCAGCCAGAGUAGCACCGUGGCCCGGACACGGACCGUGCGUGGCACCCUGGCCUACCUGCCGGAGGAGUAUGUCAAGACAGGGAGGCUGGCUGUGGACACCGAUACCUUCAGCUUCGGCGUGGUAGUGCUGGAGAGCCUGGUUGGCCAGAGAGCUGUGAGGACGCAUGGUGCCAGGACCAAGUAUCUGAAAGACCUGGUUGAAGAAGAGGCCGAGGAGGCCGGGGUGGCCCUGAAAAGCACCCAGACCACAAUCCAAGCAGGUCUGGCCACAGAUGCCUGGGCUGCCCCAAUCGCUACCCAGAUCUACAAGAAGCACCUGGACCCGAGGCCUGGGCCAUGUCCACCCAAGCUGGGCCUAGCCCUGGGCCAGCUGGCUUGCUGCUGCCUGCACCGCCGGGCCAAGAGGAGACCCCCCAUGACCCAGGUGUACGAGAGGCUGGAGAAGCUACAGGUAGCAGUGACAGGGCUGUCCCUGGAGCCAGAGGCUGCCAGCCACAGCCCCUCUUCCCCGCAGGAGAACUCCUACGUGUCUACCGCCAGCAGUGCCCUGAGCAGUACCAGCCUGAGGCCACCCCUGGCAGUGCCCUCAGGAGCCCCAGCCCAAACUACAGAGCGGCUCCAGAAAGGCCCCAACCAGCCCGUGGAGAGUGACGAGAGUGUGUCCAGCCUGUCUGCUGCCCUGCAUUCCUGGCAUCUGACCCUGAGUUGCCCCCCAGGCCCAGGCCUGCCAGGCAGCCCUGGGCAAGGGGCUGCCGCCUGGGCCCCAGCACUCCUUGGGCAGGCCGGCUGUACUCAAGGGGGCACUGCCCGAGAGUCAAGCUGGGGGAGUGGCCCGGGUACCCGGCCCACAGCUGUGGAAGGUAGCUGGGGACAGGAUCACUCAUGGACAGCUCUGCGUCAUCGCAGCCACCGCAGAUUGUUAUCAACCCGGCCCGGCAGAAGAUGGUGCAGAAGCUGGCCUUGUAUGAGGAUGGGGUCCUGGACAGCCUACAGCUGCUAUCAUCAAGCUCCCUCCCAGGGACGAGGCUGCUGCCCUCCAAGGGUAUGGGACAGCGCAGAGGCCGGCCACCCCCUCUAACGAUGGCUCGGGCCUAGAGCACCAACAUAGGCAGAGGCCCGAAGAGAGUGAUGAAUUUCAGAGCUGAUCCGUUCACUUGGGCAAAUCCCCAAAACCCGGAAGUCAAAGUUCUCAUGGCUACAAGUUCUCAUGGCACGCGAAUCCUCGGCAGCCCAUGGGCAGUGGGGGUGCGGGCCCCAGCCUCGCGGGGGAGAGCAGGUGGUGGCCCCUGCUGUUCUCGCGGUGUGGGCACAGGCAGGGCUCAGAGCCACCCAGGCUAGCUGCUGGAAGCCAUCAGUAGGGCAGGACGGCUCAAAGGCCUGCCUUCGGUCCAGCAUUUGGGGGAGGAAAGCUGAUGUCAUGGGAGGCGUGUUAGCGGGGCAGGAGAGCAUGUCUGAAGGCUGCUAGCUGCACAGGCUGAGGGAGUGGGGCCGCUGGUACAGUGGGACAGAGCAGGUAGCCGACUCCCCUGAGGGCUGGGCAGGGUGUCUGCAGCCCAGGCCUACAGCAGCGGCCCUUAGCCCUUCUCUUAGGAUUUGCUGAAGCCCUGGGGGAAAGGGGCCACUCUGUAGAACAGAGCAGAUGAGGCCUGGGGCCCUCCCAGCUGCUUGUAAUUUGGAAAAGUGAGGUGUGGCCAGCCUAUGGUUUAGUCCCCCAGCUAGAAGUGAGAGUUCUGAGAUGCCCUAGAGAGUCCAGCAGCACACCCCAUCAAGCCAGUGUCUGCAGGCUUCACCAGGGACCUGGGAGCUAGCUUAAGGUGACCACCUGCUAACCAGGACACCCCUAGGUGCUACAGACGGGCACCGAGCCAGGUCAGGCUCCAGAGGCCACAGGCUCAGCCUCAGGCUCAGGCACUGGUUGUGACAGAGGGGCCACUACCCAAAAUUUGGCUAGCCAAGGCCUGUGUUAACCCAGACAGUGAGAAGCCCCAAGAAGGCAGGAAGUUGGGAAUAAGGCAGAGAGGGAGGAAAAAGAAAAUGGGACUUACGAUUUUAGAAGCAAGCCAGGUUUCGUGUAACUGAGUGUCUUCAAAAGUAGCCCAGGGCUAUCACACUGGCUUACAAUGAUUUUAUGUCCUCAAUCGUGACUCACACUACAUGCCCCACGAAGCUAGGCAUUGGCAAAGUCCCAGUUGUCCUGGAGUAAUAAAAGCUUACAUUUCGA
Molecule: messenger RNA, 3379 nt
Organism: Equus quagga
Lineage: Eukaryota; Metazoa; Chordata; Mammalia; Perissodactyla; Equidae
Gene: IRAK1
Product: interleukin 1 receptor associated kinase 1
Exons: 15
Coding region: 44-2236 (730 amino acids)
Biological process (GO): protein phosphorylation; signal transduction
Cellular component (GO): plasma membrane
Molecular function (GO): protein binding; protein kinase activity; ATP binding
Source: RefSeq, a predicted model, not a curated record